This is a messenger RNA of Setaria italica (foxtail millet), 984 nucleotides long. RefSeq lists its product as uncharacterized. The transcript is spliced from 2 exons. NCBI's taxonomy places the organism in Eukaryota, Viridiplantae, Streptophyta, Magnoliopsida, Poales, Poaceae. The coding region runs from base 90 to 560 and encodes 156 amino acids. The record is from RefSeq and is a predicted model, not a curated record.
UCAACUGCCUCACACUCUUCCAACGCUUCACGCCUCUCUCCUCCCUCCCCCGCGUCGACUCCUCCUCCUCCUCCCCAUCCCCAAUCCCGAUGGCGCGCCGCCUCCUCGCCGCCCUCCUCGCGGUGUCGCUCCUGCUGCCGCUCGCCCGCCCGGACUCCUCAAUCUCCUCCUCCCUCCCGGCCAACACCACCAGCACCGCGUACGACGAGCUCCGCCUCCGGGGCUUCCCGCGGGGCCUGCUCCCCGCCAACGUGCGGGGGUACACGCUCGACACCGGGUCCGGGGACUUCGCCGUCGACCUCCACUCCAGCUGCCGCAUCGUGCUGCCCGCGGGGAGCUACCUCGCCGCCUUCAACAACCGCCUCACGGGGCGGCUCGACGACCGCCGCAUCUCGGGCCUUAGCGGCAUCCGCGUCAGGGCCUUCUUCCGCUGGUGGUCCAUCACGGGGAUCCGUGCCGACGGGGACCAGCUCGUCUUCGAGGUUGGGUCGGUCUCCGCCAAGUUCCCCGCGCGGGACUUCAACGCCAGCCUCGAGUGCCCCGCCAAGGCUGACUCAUAAGACAGCAAGGUCAUCCUCUCGUCUGCUCCAUGAUACAUGACAUCAUAGAAUGGGCAGUUGGACUCCAGGCACUGAAGCACAUCGCUGUUUUUAGCUUCAUCUGUCUUUAUUGUAAUUGUAUAGUAGAUGCAUAAGACAGACUGGAUCGAUGAAAGCCAGUUGCCCUUAGGCGCCAAGAAACCCGGGAUUACCACGGAAGUGCUUCUCGUGUUUCAUUAGAAUGUACUGUAAUUGCACUACCUCAUGGUUUGAGAACCUUAUGUUCGGUUCUUGUCGUUGGUACUAUCAGUUUCUGAAGUAUAAUACCUGUAUAAGACUCCUGGCCUAAGAAGAAAAGGGGGUAUAAAGGCUCCUGGAGUCCUGGGGCAGAAUAAGAAUCUAUCUAUAUAAUAAUAAAUGCAUCGUGAAUAGAUGACCAUACGCA